AUGUCGGUGAAGUGAUUGUCGGUGAAAUGAGCACCACCCAUUUUGCAAGGGGGAUUAUUCUAAGCGAUCUUGUGCAUCUUGACCUAGAACCAAAUGAUCUUCCGAGAUUUCCAGCUUUAAUUAGUAUGAUUGCAUUAGUACAAGAACCCCCGCGUAUUGAUGGUGAGGACGCUUUUAUGACGGUUGUUGUAACUGACCACAUAGACCAAGAUCAAUGUGACACCGAAAUAAAAUGCCACUACUUAGCAUCCGCGCCCCAUCUAAUUCGCAUAACUCCAGCUAUAAAAAAGAAUUCGAUUCUUUAUAUUAACGGUGAAUUUUUUUUGUACAAAAACGAAAGUUAUGUACACGCUAAAAGUAUAACCUUUUCAGGUCAUCUGAAAUCAUCGAUUAAUGUAGAUACUUCCUCUAAAAUUCCCUGGGAUGAUGAAAUUUCUGAUGAAUCGAGUAAAACUGUUAGUUUUGCUGAAACAAUAGCCGCAAAAUUUGAUAUUAAACAUCCAAAAAAUAAAAACUCGCCGAUGAUUACUCCACCUGUAACUAAUUUAAUCGCUGAACCAUUUACGCAAGCUAAUCCCGAUAGAGAACAAUCAACCGUUAAUCAAUAUGCAACUAACUCUUCUUCGGCUGCUGAAUCACAUAAAAGAAUCAAUUCUAAUAAAAAAUCUUCAGUUAUUAAGGUACCUAAAACUAAACUUUCACCAGCUAAACCAUAUACGCAAACUAGAAAUCGGCGCAAGUUAACAGAUCUGGCAAAAGACAUGUUAAUUAAUCCGAACGCAUCAGAGCAAUCUCCUUCCGUUUCCCCUGAUCAUCAAAAUUUAACUUAA
Messenger RNA from Ambispora leptoticha, 830 nucleotides. The record is from the annotation of a GenBank genome assembly. NCBI's taxonomy places the organism in Eukaryota, Fungi, Glomeromycota, Glomeromycetes, Archaeosporales, Ambisporaceae.